Enhydra lutris kenyoni (northern sea otter) is the source of this 1731-nucleotide messenger RNA. Its product is annotated as proline rich 35. The coding region runs from base 1 to 1731 and encodes 576 amino acids. The record is from RefSeq and is a predicted model, not a curated record. The transcript is spliced from 2 exons. NCBI's taxonomy places the organism in Eukaryota, Metazoa, Chordata, Mammalia, Carnivora, Mustelidae.
AUGUCCCGCGAGGCGGGCUCCUGCCGCCUGGGCGCCGGGGCGCGGGCGCGGGCGCGGAAGCCCAAGAAGCCGCACUACAUCCCGCGGCCGUGGGGCAAACCCUACAACUACAAGUGCUUCCAGUGCCCGUUCACCUGCCUGGAGAAGUCGCACCUGUACAACCACAUGAAGUACAGCCUCUGCAAGGACUCCCUCUCGCUCCUGCUCGACUCCCCAGACUGGGCCUGCCGCCGAGCCCCCACCGCGCCCCGGCCCCGCGCGCCCAGCCCCGACGGCCCCGCGGGCCCGGCACAUCCAGGCCGCCAGCCCCAGCCGCGGGGACCCCGGCUCCCAGACACGCCCCCCACGCCUGACCCGGCCUCUCAGGGCCUCUCCCUGCAACGCCGCAUGGGGGGCCCAAAGCUGGGGGCUGACGGGUCCCGGGGGGCCCCCUCCCCGGGGGCCCGGGAUGCCCAGAAGGACGUGGGCCCUGGGGGGCUUCUGGCUGAGGCGUGGAAGCCGGGGCCGGGUGGGGGCCAAAGGGGCAUAGCCGUGGUGGACGGGGCUGCAGCUGGCCCUGAGAGCGGGGGCGUCCCCUGCUACCCCCCGCCCACCCCCAGCGAGUUCCCUGAGGCCCAGAGCCUCCAUCUGUCCCUGCUAGGUGUCAACUGUCCUCUGGGCCCUGGUCUCUUCUCCUACCUGGGACCCUCCCUGGCCGCUGCAGCCCACAUGCCCUUUCUGGCCUCUGCCAGCCCCCUGUUGCCCCCCACCUCUGCUUUCCCUUCCCCACAGACCCCUGAGCGCCCUGCCCUGGUCCCCCGCUUGUACUACCCCCUGCUGCUGGAGCAUACGCUGGGGCUGCCGGCCAGCAAGGCUGCCCCUGCCAAGCCCUUAGCCACCCCAAAGGGGCCCCCUGGGACCCUGGCCCCGGGGCUCCUGAAGGUCCCAGUACCCGGGCUGAGCAGGCCCUGGCCCGGUGGAGCCCCCAGGGACUCAGGGCAGGAGGCGGAGCUGGACCAGGUUGCCCAGAGUGACCCCAAGAGGAAGCUGCCCCUGGGAAGCAGGUUGGAGCCCCUGAAGGGCCCCUCGGGCACAGUGAAAGUCAGCGCCCAGAGCAGCCUUCGGACGGGCCCCUCCAUGGUGCUCUGGCCUGAGGACAAGGAGCCAGGCAACACCGAGACCCCGAGCCCUGCGGCUCCCCUGCACCAGCAACCCCUGGGCCUGGUGCCAGGCGGCCCCGGGCACGUGGGUGAGGACCUGACCCGGGCCCUCGGGGACUACGCCAGGGUGGAGCAGCGCCUGGGGCAGCUGGUGCCUGCGGGGGGCCUGGCCCCGCGGCCUCUGCGGGAGCAGCUGGGCAAGAUUCGCCAGGAGCUGCUCACCAUCCACCAGGCCUUGGAGCGGGCUGUGCGGCCCCCAGACGCCCCCCUCGACCUCUCUGUGAAGCGGGCGCCCAGCAAGGGGCCCAAGGGGCCUGUGGGGGCCUGGCCGCAGCUGGAGCUGGGCCCCACGCUGGCCCGGGGGACCCCUGAGCCCCCGCACAUGCUGGGCCCCACAAUAGCUGAGCCUUUCUCUAGCCACACCACCAAAUGCGAGGCUGACUCCAGCGUCCCACCCCCAGGCCUGCCCCUUCAGGCCCCAGAGGACCCUGUCAUUCCUGGCAGCAGCUGGGGGGCCCGUGCCGGCCCUGGGGGCUCCUGGCCCCCUGAGGCUGUCCCCAGCCUCCAGAGCCCCCCUGGUGCGGAGGUGUGA